CGCCCCCUAAUUUCAAUUCCUGGGGGAAACAGUGUGGGGCGGAGAGGAGCACCCACCGGCAAAAACAAAAGUCAGUGGCUGGAUUCUAGGUCUCAUUAGCAUAUUCAAAGUGCCAGUAUCCAUAUGCUAAUAUGCACCUAGAGGGCAUUUCUGCUCAGCCCUGUGCCCCCAGGAAAGUGCAUGGGUGCCUCUGAACAUCCCACUCCAUGCCGGGUGCUCAGGUAAUUGAGGUUAAACCAAACACCGGCAUAGAAAGCAUGCUGGGUGCCCAAAUGCCAAUGAAGCAGGCACUGGACUGGGACUCAGGAGACGUAGGUUCUAGUCCCUGCACUAGCACUGUCCUGCUGUGUAACCUUGGGCAAACUGCUUCCCUGAUCUGUGCCUCAGUUUCCCCUUACUCUUUGUCUGUCUUGUCUAUUUAGCUUGUGAGCUCAGGGAGGCAGGCUCUGUCUUUCCCUCAGUGUUCAUGCAGAACCCUGCACAACAGGGCCCUGAUCUCAGCUGGGAUCUCUAGGUUUUACCGUAAUACUGAUGAUCACUUAAACUCCAAAAGGGAGGUCCCAGCGACUGUUUGCACCUGUCUGAGCUUUUGAAAAUGUUGACGCUACUAGUUUAUUUUUCAACUCUCCAAAUCAUGUGCUGUAGCGUCUGGGAAGGGAAGGAAAAACAUCUGAUUUUAGUGUUCUGUGGCUGGAGACUGAAAAUCAGCCUGCAGCCGUAGUGAACAUCCCUAUUUUGAUACAGUAAAAGUGAAAGCAGGGUCCUGCCAUUUCCUCAUUCACAGUCCCAUGUGACGAGCCUGGCAGGGUAAACUGAACUCCUUCUUCUCGGCAUUCAGUCAGAGCAGGAGGGGUGUCAGGGCUCACUUGGGAGCCAACCUUGGGAGGAUAAUUUGGGGGAAUUCUUGCUGCCUGCUGAUCAGUUCAAGAUUCCUGCCUAGAAAUCUCCACUGGGUGAACUCCCAUCAGCUGAGCAGAAUGAAGCUGUUGGUUUGUGUCUUCCUGGCCUCUCUUGCUGCUGCUACUGCACAUCUACACUCAGACCCGACGCUGGAUAACCACUGGGAGCUCUGGAAGAAAACCUAUGGCAAACAGUACAGCCAUAAGAAAGAGGAAGGGGAACGGCGCGUGACCUGGGAAAAGAACCUCAAGCUCGUUAUGCUGCAUAACCUCGAGCACUCACUGGGGCUGCAUUCCUAUGAGCUGGGCAUGAACCACCUGGCAGACAUGACCAGCGAGGAAGUGGCUGCUUUGUUAACGGGAGUGAAACUUCCCCACCGACCUGACCGGAAUUCCACCUACAGGCCACGGCCUGGCAGCAAAGUGCCUGACUCCAUGGACUGGAGGGACAAAGGAUGUGUUACGGAUGUGAAAUAUCAGGGGGCCUGUGGGGCCUGCUGGGCUUUCAGUGCUGUCGGUGCCCUAGAAGCGCAGGUGAAACUGAAAACUGGAAACCUGGUGUCUCUCAGCGCACAGAACCUAGUCGACUGUACCAUUGUGUACGGGAACCAUGGCUGCAGCGGCGGAUAUAUGACCAACGCCUUCCAGUACAUCAUCGAUAAUAAGGGCAUUGAUUCAGAUGAUUCCUAUCCAUACACAGCUCAGAACGGAACGUGUCACUAUAACCCUGCCACGCGAGCCGCCACCUGCUCCAAGUUCGUUGAGCUCCCGUAUGCCAAUGAAGCAGCCCUGAAGGAUGCCGUAGCCAAUAUUGGACCCGUGUCAGUCAUCAUAGAUGCGGCACAGCCUUCGUUUUUCCUGUAUAAGUCAGGAGUCUACGAUGAUCCACGUUGCACUCGUGACACGAAUCAUGCAGUUCUAGUUAUCGGCUAUGGCACCCUGGAUGGGAAGGACUUUUGGCUUGUGAAAAACAGUUGGGGCAUAAAGUUCGGUGACAAAGGAUACAUUCGAAUGUCCAGGAACAAAGGAAACCAAUGUGGGAUUGCCAGCUACGGUUCUUAUCCACAAAUAUAGAGGGACGCUCUGCUUCAGACUGCACUCUUGAGAUGUGGUCUCUUAAACUGCUAAUCUUAGCCUGGCUGUAAUCUAGCUGCUCUGUUUGAGAACAAUGUACGGGCUCUAAUGGCAAAAUCCUCCCAUCAGAUCCAUCUGACAGAUCUGAGAUAAGCAGCCAAAAUGGUGAAUGAUCAUGAUUGGUCUGGUCCAGAAUUUGGGCACUUUUAGCUCAUUCUCCCUAUCCCGCAGGGUUGUUUGUAAUUGAUUAAUGUCUAUGCAUUGCUUUGCGCAUGUGAAGUGCUAUUUUAGUGCCAAGUAUUGUCACUGUCGCUGUCUCAAAAUGUAUUGGAGUGAAGGCUGUGUUGCUAGUCCACGCUGUUAGUGGAGCGGUAGAGUUGCCGAAGCCACGUCACAUGUGAGGUGAAGUAGAUGGAUCAACACAUCUCUAGCCACAUGUAUCAAUUUUCCACAAUACAGGUCACAAAGCAAUCAUUAGCAACCCAAGAGAUCAAGCAAACUAUGGACAUUCCUUGCAGGGGAUAACGUGUUUUCCAAGGCUACACAAAAUUGGGUUGGUAUCUUAUGCGAAGACCUUAGCACGCCAGCAGUCAGAAGCCACGGAGAAGGCCAGCCACGGAACAAAUGCUGCUGCUGUUAUAAAAUGUGACCUACAGAGUGAAGUCUGCCUUUGCCACCUGCAGCGCUUGGACCAAGGACACGGUGCAGAGAUGAAAGGCCUGAUUCUCUCUUGCACUGCACAGCCGUUUACCCCUGUGCAAAGUAGGUGUAUAAUGUUGCUGAAUCAGAAGAGCAGCAGUUUUCAGCCGAGGUAUCCAUGACUGCACAUGAUGCACAGUAGCAGGGAGUCAGGCCCAAAGGCUUUAAAUGUAGCUGCAGGUAUGGGAUGAGCGAUUGAAUGAGCAAGAAUGCAGGGAAAGGGUGAAUCUGGAAUCCACACCCCCAGCUGCAAGUGCCAGCACAGCACUGGGAAUCACAUCUGCUGCCCUGCUCUACUCCAAGGAGCCCUGCUUCCGGAUCUGACCUACUUUGCCCUACUUCGGAAUAUGAUUUGCAGACACCUAUUGACCGAAUCCUUGCGGGAUACAGUUUCAGAGUGAGGUCACACAUGAAAUGCAUUCUCUUCUCUCCAAUUCAGCAGUGAGGUUGCUAUGAUGAUCCAGAUAGAAUCUCAUCUGUAAACAAUGCAUGUAAUAGAAAUUACACAUCCUCCUCCAAAAGGAAAAAAAUAUGUUCAAUUGUCUGAAAAGUUUAGGCUCAGUUUGUUCAGCUGGACCAGGUGUGGGAUACUUAGCAAGUGACAGAAAUGCAAAGUCACCCUGAUUACAGACGAAACUAACUCUCGGGCCCUGAUCCUUCAAAAUCUGACUCAUGAGGGUGGAGCCCUGAAUCUCUGCAAAGCCCCAAGAGGGCUCCAUAUGGGCACAGGGGUCCACUUGAAUUAAUCAGGUUACGAGGUCAGGGCUUUAGUUAAUCCAAGGGAAGCCGGCAAAAAUGUGGGAUCCAUCAGUGUGUUGCAGGGCCACGUAGAAUAAUGAUCACAGGUGUGACAGGACUGAGAAAUCACAUCUUUGUCAAAAUAUAACCAUUUGGGGA
Molecule: messenger RNA, 3569 nt
Organism: Malaclemys terrapin pileata
Lineage: Eukaryota; Metazoa; Chordata; Testudines; Emydidae
Product: cathepsin S-like
Exons: 8
Coding region: 978-1973 (331 amino acids)
Biological process (GO): immune response
Cellular component (GO): lysosome
Molecular function (GO): cysteine-type endopeptidase activity
Source: RefSeq, a predicted model, not a curated record